AUGGACUCUUCCUCUCGACAAACACUCUCAGAAAUGUUUGAUCAUUUGGAUAAAUGGAGGAAGACGAGAAAGGCCAAAAAGAGAGACCCUCUCAAGUUUAAGUGGUCUCAGUUUCAUCUUUCUGUGGUUCACGGUUAUGUCUUAAAACUAAACCUCACCCCACAUUCCGACCUUCUGACCCGGGCCAAGCUGCUCAACCCUGAAUUCUCCAACCUCGUACCUGAAAAUACUGCUGAACACGACCAGAAAGUGGCGUCUCUCACCCACGCGUUUCAGGAAGUUUUCGUCGUCCCAGAGGAACACCAGUUGUUCGAGAGGGGCGACGAGGAUCCAGUCGAUAAAAAUGGGAUGAUCGCAGCCUUCAUGGAUAUGCUUCUGCGCUUGCUGCAUAACCGGCCUGGUUCGGUGAAUCCAAUUGAGGAUAAAAUUGACUCUCUGCGAAAGAUGAUGAGAUUUCUUCUCGCUGUUCUUGGCCAGGAUCAACAAACUCAUCAUCUCUUCUUGACAGAAUUUGAGAAAGUUGCCAAUAAAGCUGGGAGUUUGGUUCAUCUCAUCAUUUUCUCAACUGAUUCAAUAUCCAAAGCGGUUGAAGAGGGCUUUGGAGCUCUUCUACGACGCAUGGACGACUUGAAAUCCAGAAUCAUCAAGCGAGCUAUUACUGAACCGAAUGCAACUCCGAAGACAGCUGCAGGGGAUUCUCUCUUUAUUGUCGAUUCUUUACUUGAUGAUCUCGGAGAUCUAUUGAGCAGGGAGGAUGAUAUGAUUGCUCAUGUGAAGGAUCAAAUCAAAAUGCUGCAGCAUGAGCUAAGGCUUUCCAUCUCUCUGAUCAAGGAUUCUCGACUUCCGGGGAUGGAAGGGUAUGUGAUGAGACUUGCCUACGAAGCAGAGUAUUUAAUCAACUCUUUCUUGGUUGAAGAUGCUUCUUGCAGGUAUUUCUCCAUCAACCUAUCUCAUGUCAUCAACAAAAUUAAGUCUAUCAAGCCAGUGAUCCAAGUACGUGAAAAUAAUCUUGACGUCCUUAACUUAAUAUUCAAACAACUAUCAAUAGAAAACAAUAGUAGUAGUAAUGUUGAAGAAGUAGUUGGCUUUGAGGACAAGGAAUUGGAAAUUCUGCAGUAUCUCGAUGGUGGAUCGGAGAAUUUGCAAAUUGUAGCCGUGUGUGGGAUGCCUGGUGUUGGUAAGACAACUUUAGCCAAGAAAACGUAUAAUCAUCCCUCUUUUAUACAUAAGUUUGAUGCAUGCUCCUGGUGUGUAGUUUCCCAGAAAUACCAAAUGAAAAAUCUGUUGAUUGACAUUCUUGUUAAUUUAAAAGUGGUGUUGGAGAAGGAAGACAUGCUCAAUACCGGCGAAGAAAGCUUAAAAGUAGUGAUUCACCAAAUUUUAUAUAAAAGAAGAUACCUAAUUGUGAUGGAUGAUGUGUGGGGUUCGGAGGUAUGGGAUGAUUUACAAGCAUGCUUCCCGGAUAACAAAAACGGGAGCCGGAUAUUGUUGACAAGCAGGAACAGGAAAGUGGCUCCACCUGACAGCAUAAUAUGUGAGCUUCCCCUUAUGUCAAAUAAACAUUGCUGGAAACUACUAAGGAAGAAGGUGUUCCAAGACCAACCUUUCCCUCCAAAUCUGAAAAAGACUGCGAAGAGAAUCGCAAGAAAGUGUCGAGGGCUUCCACUUGCAGUUGUUGUUGUAGCUGGUAUUCUUUCUCGCAUGGACAAGCAAGACAGUACAUGGAGAAAAGUGGAAGGAAAUUUAGCAAAACAUAUGCAUGCUGAUGAAGACAAUGUGAUGAUGCAAAUUGUGGAACUCAGUUAUGCUAAUCUAGCAGAUCACCUGCAACCGUGCUUUCUUUAUUUUGGAGUGUUUCCACAAGGUGAGCAAAUCCUCGUUGCGGAGCUGCUGAGGCUUUGGAUUGCUGAGGGAUUCAUACGCAAAGAAGAGACGAGGAAGACAGAGAUUGAAGCAGAAAAAUACUUAAUGGAGCUGAUUGAUAGGAGCCUUGUAACUGUUGCAAGAAGUAGAUCAGAUGGUGGAAUUAAAGAUUGUGUUGUUCAUGAUCUAUUGCAUGAGUUCUGCUUGAAAAGAUGCAAGGAAGAAAACUUACACACAGUGGUGGACAAAAACUACUCCAUAAACAAGAAGCACCAGCGCCUAUGUAUCCGUGAUUUCACAAGCUCUCCAAGAUCACCUCUGUUUGGGCUGCAUAUUCGCUCGAUUCUUGGCUGUUUCCCAACAUCUGGUUUCCUCAACAUGAAAUUACUGAGAGUCCUCCUUUUGCAGGGACUAGUCUCUUAUGGGAGCUUGAAUGAAAUCAGACAUCUAUAUAACCUAAGAUGCUUGGCAAUAGGAUAUGGCUUGUCGUCACCACAACUAGAGGAACUCAAACUAGCCUUCCUCAGCAGCCUUGUCAACCUAGAAUUUCUCCAAGUGAUGUCUCAAUUCUACUUGGUAUGUGUACCCUCAGCAAUAGCCAGAAUGAAGAAGUUGAGAUACAUCAAUGUAAACACCCAAGUGUAUUUCGGCAAAGACAGUAGCUCCCAACCCAAUAACCUUGAGUUCCUCUCCAAGGUUACCAUUCGGGAUCUAAACGACGAAAACAUGCUGAAAUGUUCACCUAAUCUUCGGGAACUCAAAUGCAAGUGCUUUCCACUUGUGGUGGAAGAGACAGGGGAGCUCCGGUAUCCUGAUUUCAGCUUCUUUACUCAGCUCGAGUUGCUACACUUGGAAGGUAGCUUCAUCAACACAAUCGCGGAUAUUAGCCUUCCCUCAAAUGUGAAGGAGCUCACUCUGUCUGGAUUGUACUUGCCAUGGGAGAAGAUCUCAGUGAUUGGAAGAUUGCAAAACCUUCAAAACCUGAAGCUAUUGUUUGGCGCCUUUGACGGCGAGAUAUGGGAGACGAGAGAGGGGGAGUUCCAGCAGCUCAGAGAGUUGGUGCUCAAGACAGUGUAUGAUCUGAGAGAGUGGAAGGUUGAGAGCAGCGAUCAUUUUCCAAGGCUGCGGUGGUUAGUUUUGGAUGACUGCCAGCAUUUGCAAGAGAUUCCGGCGGCGGUGGGAGAAAUAGACACGCUGGAGGUGGUUGAGAUCAAAGGGUACUGCCAGGAGACAUUGAUGAAGUCUGCAGAAGAGAUAGAGAAAGAGCAAAGAGAAGCUGGGAACGAUGGGCUUAAGUUCCAUCUCCACAAGAUUAUCGGCUUGACAUCUGAAACAGCUUCCAGCUUCUUCUUGUCUCUGCUUAGUUAACUACAGUGGUUGCUUACCCAUUUUCUAUGAUCAGAUGCAGAUAUUGAAUUUUACUCUGUUAUUCUUCUUUAACUAAUGUUGGUCUUUCAAGUUUUCAACUAUUGUUUUCCUUUUGUCAUAAUAAUGGUAUUUGACCGGAUCAUCUAUUUCAAAAUCACCUUCCUA
Salvia hispanica is the source of this 3396-nucleotide messenger RNA. Its product is annotated as putative late blight resistance protein homolog R1A-3. Gene Ontology annotation, molecular function: ADP binding. Gene Ontology annotation, biological process: defense response to other organism. The record is from RefSeq and is a predicted model, not a curated record. Lineage: Eukaryota; Viridiplantae; Streptophyta; Magnoliopsida; Lamiales; Lamiaceae.